AUGUCGCAAAGCGUUUUUCUCAUUUGCAACAUACUGUUGCUGCUGCUUCGAGAAUCUUCUGGAUGUUUGCCAACUGGGUUUGGAGGAUUAUUUGGAGGAGGAGGUGGAGGUGGAUGUUCUAGUAGUCCUGGAGGAUGUGGUGGAUCAGUAGCAGCAGCUGGAGCACCAUCGUAUACGGCCCCUAUGCCACCACCAAUGUACGCUUUCACUCCGCAGGUAUUCAGUCAACCGCCUCCACCACCGCCACGGCCACCACCGCCCGUGAUGCCGGCUCCGGGACCAUCCCGGCAGCUACCAUCAGCAGUGGUGAUUCCUGUAUCGGCGGCUUCUUCGUAUCAAGGAAUGUAUCAGGAUAGACCUCAAGCACCAUCGAUCAAUCCGGAUUAUCAAGGAACUGCACCUCUUAGUUUUGCGGGUGAAAUCGCAUCAUCUGAAGAUCCAGCGAACACUGUCUUAGACCCUCUGAAGUACAUCGAACAUGUUUCUGUCUCUCAUACUCCAUCGAUUGUGGUUGCUCCACCAGCUCAAGAAUCUUACCCACCAAGUCCUCCGGAUCCAUUCCAGAGUAUAACCAGUACAGAUGAACAACAUACAACACAACCACAACCAGCUUCCCCACCUCAAAAACAACAGAUUCAAGUGGCCCCUAGUUCUGCAUCGACAGAAGACACCUACCUUCCAGGACCGCCUGAGAAGGAGACAACGAAUGCCACGCGAACAUUGAGCACCUAUUAUAACCAGAUGUGCACGGGAGAGAAGAUUACUGUAGGAGAGAAGGAAACAAUUGGAUCGGCCACGAAGAAAUGCGAACUUUUGAAAUGUGUAGCUGCGAAUGCUCAGCCGGAUAGUCAUGGAUCGUAUACGGUUACCUACUUGAGCACAGCAUCUAGCCGUUCGAAUAGCAAGGGGAAUUAUUGUCUUUCAACUAAAGAAUUGCCAGUUAAAAGUAAAAGAGUUAUUCGGAAAUUCGAUGAAAUGGUUAGUAAUACUUUUAGGCUGAAAUUGUACUUCAAGGCGCAUAAAAACCGAAAACAGCUAAUGUUUUUAUAA
Messenger RNA from Caenorhabditis briggsae, 1050 nucleotides. The transcript is spliced from 7 exons. Lineage: Eukaryota; Metazoa; Nematoda; Chromadorea; Rhabditida; Rhabditidae. The record is from RefSeq and is a predicted model, not a curated record. Bases 1 to 1050 code for a protein of 349 amino acids.